UUGGGCAGCACAGCACGUCAGCGUAAACAUCCCCGGCCGCCGUGACACCUGUACAACAGCUUGGGAACGGAAGAAUUUCACCAUGUUGCAAUUACACUUUCUAGAUGACUUGAGACGCAUGAACAUACGUCAGCUCUUCUAUCAAGUGCUCAACUUUGCUAUGAUAGUAUCAUCAGCACUGAUGAUAUGGAAAGGAUUAAUGGUGGUCACAGGUAGCGAGAGUCCCAUUGUGGUUGUUCUGAGUGGAAGCAUGGAGCCAGCAUUCCACCGUGGGGAUCUCCUCUUCCUGACCAAUUAUGACCAUGAGCCUAUUCGUGCUGGUGAAAUAGUGGUAUUCAAGGUUGAAGGACGUGAUAUACCCAUUGUUCACCGUGUAUUGAAGGUUCAUGAAAAGGAAGAUGGAACUGUCAAGUUUUUGACAAAAGGAGAUAACAACAAUGUAGAUGACCGUGGCCUUUAUGCCAAUGGACAGGCCUGGCUAAGUCGCAAAGAUGUUGUCGGACGGGCGCGUGGUUUUGUACCAUAUAUUGGCAUAGUCACAAUUAUCAUGAAUGAUUAUCCAAAAUUCAAGUAUGCUGUGCUAGCUGGCUUAGGAGUUUUUGUAUUAAUACAUAGAGAAUGAGAGGAGCUGCAUUACAUUUGAGAUUUGAUAAAUCAGGAGGAGAAUAAAUUAGAAAUAAUUGGUA
Molecule: messenger RNA, 686 nt
Organism: Penaeus chinensis
Lineage: Eukaryota; Metazoa; Arthropoda; Malacostraca; Decapoda; Penaeidae
Gene: twr
Product: signal peptidase complex catalytic subunit SEC11A-like
Exons: 5
Coding region: 83-622 (179 amino acids)
Cellular component (GO): signal peptidase complex; membrane
Molecular function (GO): serine-type endopeptidase activity
Source: RefSeq, a predicted model, not a curated record